AUGGUUGGCCCUACCCACACUUCCGAUUCCAUCGAAAACACCUUAGCUCAGCUAUUGCAGUCCCAACUCACCUUACAGCAAGACAUGCAAGCCAUCGUCCACAAGGUUUCUACCCUGGAAACUCGUAACCCCAUCCCUACAGCUAGUUCCUUUUCGGGACCUCAACCACUCACAGCACCAGCGGAUAUUAAAGCCGCAACCCUGAAGCUCGAGGUUCCUCGCUUCGAUGGCUCCAAUGCAUUGGGCUGGAUCUUCAAGAUCACCCAAUUUUUUGAAUUUCACGGUACACCGGAAGAACAACGGCCACGAAUUGCUUCGUUCUACAUGGAAGGCGAGGCACUUAACUGGUAUCAAUGGAUGCAUGCUAGUGGUCAAAUCACUAGCUGGCCGCAACUGCUACAAUCCUUAGAACUCUGUUUUGCACCUUCGCAAUACGAUGACCCGAAAGGCGACUUGAUGAAAUUGUUGCAGACAACUUCCAUCCGUGACUAUCAGUCCCAAUUUGAGGUUUUAGCCAACCGCUGCAUUGGCCUCCCUCACCCUUACCUCUUGAGUUGUUUUAUUUCGGGCCUCAAACCGGAGCUCCGUCGGGAAGUUCAAGCUCUCCAGCCCAUGACUCUACCUCAAGCUAUUGGGUUGGCCCGCCUCCAGGAGGACAAACUAAAUGAUCAACGUUCGCAAUCGCGUUCCAAAUUCUUCAGUGGCUCACAACCUUCCGCAUUUGGGGGUAAUCGGUCCCCGAUCACGACUUCAACGGUUACCGCGGGACAAUCCACCCCUGCCCGUACCUUCCAUAAACCCAACAUCAAACGCCUUUCUCCUGAGGAACUCCAGAUCCGCCGUGACAAAGGGCUUUGUUACAAUUGCGAUGACAAGUACCAUCCUACGCACAAGUGCAAGCGUCAAUUUCUGCUACUGAUUGCGUCGCCAGAUCAAGCUGCUGAUGAUGACGACCUUCACCAAAUGAUGCUGGAUUGCUCCAACCCCACUGUGGAUGACGGUACUGACCCACCACCCGGACCCACAAUAGAUGCAGCCCAGAUAAGUUUCCAUGCCCUCUUGGGCCAUUCUGUUCCCCAAACUUUACGUGUUCAGGGCCGCGUGGGUAAGGCCCAAUUGUCCUUAUUAAUUGAUAGUGGGAGUACCCACAACUUUAUUCAAGGACGCAUUGCUAAAUAUUUGGGCUUAGACAUCCACCAAGCCCAAGGAUUUCAGGUGUUAGUGGGCAAUGGGGAAGAAUUAAACUGUUCUUCUAUGUGUCAACAGGUUCCACUUUUUAUUGCUGAUCACCAGUUCUUUGUUGAUUUUUAUUUGCUGCCCAUUUGUGGAGAAGAUCUUGUGCUAGGGGUCCAAUGGCUUAAAACGCUAGGCCCAGUGCUCACCGAUUAUGAAGCCUUAACCAUGAAGUUUAUCAAGGAGGGCAAGUUGGUCUUGGUUCAAGGAGUUGCUUCUGAGCAGGCCCAAGAACUUAACUCAGCCCAGUUGAAGAGACUGAUAUCAACACGUGCCGUCGCAGAAUUAUACCAUCUUCAAGCUAUUCCACCUCACACCACAUCCACUCCACCCGCCACAUACCCUCAUGAAAUCGAAAAUAUCCUCUCCAGAUUCCAUUCCCUUUUUGAGAUCCCCUCUGAGCUACCACCAUCUCGCCCCACUGACCAUCACAUUCCCUUACCCCAUAGUUCAGACCCCGUCAAUGUCCGACCGUACCGCUACCCGUAUUUUUAG
Molecule: messenger RNA, 1728 nt
Organism: Gastrolobium bilobum
Lineage: Eukaryota; Viridiplantae; Streptophyta; Magnoliopsida; Fabales; Fabaceae
Exons: 1
Coding region: 1-1728 (575 amino acids)
Source: RefSeq, a predicted model, not a curated record